AUAGUUAGUACUGAAGAGAUCUUAAGUUCUUUUAAAGAUGUCCAAAUUAGACGAUUUGUUUGAUAAAAAGAAAGAUGAAGCUCCUAUGUUAGACCUUUCUAAAGUAAUAAUAAAUACCGCAGAAGAAUAUAGAGCUGUUUUGGAUAAAGUGCCGGAUUUUAAAACACGCCCUGAAAAGGUGAGAAGUGAUGACAUAAAAAUAAAAGAUAGGAAAGAGGACCAAAAAACUAGGACAUCGAAAAAAGAAGUUCGAGCUUAUGAAAAGUUAGGAACUCGUGGCUACGAAGAAAAACAAUUUACAUUUAUGGAUCCUAUACCAGUGGAAAUGCAAGGGUUAAAGUUCGAUGAAUUGUGUGCUGUACCGAUAGAAUGGCGGAUGCUUACUUCUAUUCGGCCAAAAUCAAAACUCGAUGAAGAAUAUUUUAACAGGUUGAUAGAACUAGGCAAGUCAGAGUUGAGAACGAAGGCCAAGGAAAAAAGAGAAAACGUUAAAAAUAAUAUGGUUAGAAGAAUUAAAAAUCGUUCAGGAGUUACAGAGACACGUAUUGUGUCUUGUGCAGAAUGUGGAGAGGAAUAUUGCAACGGUAAAAUGUGCACAAUUACCAAUUACGACAUGUUCGCACGAAUUAAGGUGGAAAUCGAACAAAAGCCGCGACGAGCGCAAGCCGCCCCGGUCCAAUCUAACAAGCUGCGUCGAUUGCGUCGCCGCCCCCGCCGCAAGCCCCGCAGUAAGAGCGCUGCGCCAACGUAUCAUAAACCAGCUGCUGGCAAACAUGGCGCGAAAAGUGAUUCUGAGCUUUAGAUUAUCUUUAUCAUGGCACGUUAAAAUGUAAUAAUCUGUUUUGAGAUAACUAAAUAUUGAUGUUCGAGUUUAGAUUGAAUGUUCACAACCGAAUUAAAAUACCUUCACUAAUAUACACUAGACGUCCAAUUUAACCCUAUUCCUACUUUCCCCAAAAUCAGGUUGUGCAUUUACAUGAUAAUAAUAUUAUUAUUGUAAGCAAUAAAGGUAUUACUAAAUACUCGCUUUUAGUAUAUAAUUAAUCUCUAGUCGAUAAUGAUCCAAUUUAUUGAAUACAAAUU
This is a messenger RNA of Zerene cesonia (dogface butterfly), 1083 nucleotides long. RefSeq lists its product as uncharacterized. The transcript has 4 exons. The record is from RefSeq and is a predicted model, not a curated record. Lineage: Eukaryota; Metazoa; Arthropoda; Insecta; Lepidoptera; Pieridae. Bases 38 to 802 code for a protein of 254 amino acids.